Molecule: messenger RNA, 1983 nt
Organism: Adineta ricciae
Lineage: Eukaryota; Metazoa; Rotifera; Eurotatoria; Adinetida; Adinetidae
Source: the annotation of a GenBank genome assembly
AUGAGUUCUUAUGGUAACGUUGCAUUACGUUUUGCUAGUUACAAUGGAUACAAUGAAGUUGCUCAAUUUUUCUUAUCAAAUACUGCGUGGAGAGUGCUGAAAAAUACUUCAUCUCAACCAGCAUUGGAUUUUCAAUCAGAAGUCGACGAAAUAAGAAACUUAUUAACACAAACUAUGAAUUCGCCUAAUUCCGAACAAAAAAUUCCGGAAAAUGAUCAUAUUGAAUGGUCAUUAAGUGGUGAUAAUCUAAUAAACAAAGCGAAAGAAUUUCGUCAACAAAUUGAUUUAUAUAAAACUUACAGUAAUCACCAUCAUUUAAUAACGAAGUUAUUAAUUGAAAUCAUCGAAUAUUAUUUAAAAGAAUAUUUAGUUGAACAAGAAAAGGUUUCCAAAAAUGAAAUCAAUAAAUUAGAGUUUUAUUUCAAACAAGGUAUUGAACAAAACAAUUAUUUAAUUUAUUUUAUCAAAGCCUAUACGUUAACCAAUAGUUUUCAUCGAAUUUUAAAUAAACAUCUGGCUUUGUAUAUCUUGCAUUACUUUGAUUCACAAGCGUAUUCUUCUUUAAAAAGCAAAUAUCGUUUGAUUAAUUGUUUAGCACAUAUUGUUACAUUAUUAACUAAUCAUCCCGAUAUACAUAAGUAUAGAUACACUGGUAUUACGUAUCGUGGGUUGUUAAUCAAGAAAGAUGAUUUAGAAUGUUAUAGUAUUGGAAACCAUAUAUUGAAUCGAUCAUUUGUAUCAACAUCGAAAGAUCGUUCAAUUGCUAAACUAUUUGCCGGAAGUGAACAUUUAGGAAACAUUUCUGAUUAUCGUGAUUUGGAGGAAAUACCUGUUUUAUUAAAAUAUACAACUAAACAGAGUCAAACAAGUAUUGAUAUCGAAGAGAUAUCAAUGAUUCCGAGCGAAGAAGAAGUAUUAAUAUUACCAUUUUCUGUAUUUCAAGUCAAAGAUAGAAAUGAAAAUUGUCGAAAUGUGUUUUCGCCAAUGUUAGUCGAAAUUGAUUUAGAAGAAUGCCAAGAUAAUGAUCAAAUAAAUAAUGAAAUACAGGAUAGUGAACCAACAGUAGGUCUUCAAGAUAAAAUAAAGAAAAGAACAAACGUUAUCUUUAUUGGACUAUGCAUUGUGGUCGCUUUGUUUGUGGCACUAGGCUUGUUUGUAAAAGCUCAAGUACAAUCUGGCAACCGCAAUAUCCAAACAAAGCCCAAGGAAUUAGCUGAAAUGCAAUUGGAUCGUUUAUGGGAAGAUGAAUUCAAUUCAGAAGGCACUGUUGAUCAAAAUAAAUGGGAUUUCGAUGUGGGUGGCAAUGGAUGGAAUCAUCAUGAAAAACAAUACUAUACACAAAACCGAGCACAAAACGCUCGUUGUGAGAAUUUUCCAGGAAGUCAAAAUGGUCGUUUGAUCAUAGAGGCUCACAAAGAAACCUAUGAUAAAAAUAAUUUUACUUCGGCUCGCUUGAAGAGUAAAAAAUCAUGGACCUAUGGUCGCUUACAAGUGCGUGCUUUACUUCCGAAAGGUCGUGGCCUAUAUUCAGUUUUUCUAUUGUUUCCAGUGAACAAAACGUACGGUCGAGAAUAUUGGCCCGAUAAUGGUAACAUAGAUUUAAUGUUACAUCAUGGUAAUGAUCCUCAGAACGUUGAAGCAGCGAUUAAUACAAAAUCUUAUAAUUGGUUAGUGGAUAAUCAGCCAAUUAAUAAGGUUACUAUUCCUGACGUAACCACAGAUUUUAAAGUUUAUACACUUGAGUGGAAUGUCCAUCAAUUGGAAAUGUUUGUUGGUGAUGAUGAUGAUCCAUUUAAAACACGAAUUCUCUUUUGGCCUAAACUGGGGGGAGAUUGGACUAGAUGGCCAUUUGAUAAACCAUUUUAUGUUUUACUCUUUCUCGCCAUUGGUGGCAUAUGGGGUGGCAACGAUAUUGAUGACAGUAUCUUUCCAUGUCGAAUGGAAAUCGACUGGAUUCGUUAUUAUCAACAGCCAUCAAUAUAA